Messenger RNA from Megalops cyprinoides (Indo-Pacific tarpon), 1109 nucleotides. It is a transcript of the gene rbm18, whose product is annotated as RNA binding motif protein 18. Bases 202 to 768 code for a protein of 188 amino acids. Gene Ontology annotation, molecular function: RNA binding. Lineage: Eukaryota; Metazoa; Chordata; Actinopteri; Elopiformes; Megalopidae. The transcript is spliced from 6 exons. The record is from RefSeq and is a predicted model, not a curated record.
UUUGUUGCUAUUUUGUAGUUUGUUGACCGGAGCUAGUUAGCCAGCUAGCUAACUAGCUAUCAGCAAUUAUUUUAUAUAUUAUUUACUGCUAAUGUAUAAAAUUUAGAAAUAGCUAUAUUUAGCUAAUACUGGAACUGAACGACAGAGUGUUGUAGUACCUCCGUCAAAGGACGACUCUACAGAAGACAGUGAACUAGGCCCAUGCAGUCGGCAGCAGAAACGUUGGAGAAUGCCUCCAUCCUUUCGGAGAGCUCAUCACAAGAGGGACACCGCCUAUGGAUUGGCAACAUUGACCCCAAAAUCACAGAAUACCAUCUGGUGAAGCUCCUGGAAAAAUUUGGCAAGGUGAAGCAAUUUGACUUCCUCUUCCACAAGUCUGGCCCCCUAGAGGGCCAACCCAGGGGGUACUGCUUUGUCAACUUCCAGACUAAAGAGGAGGCCGAGAGAGCGAUCCAGUGCCUGAAUGGGAAGCUGGCCCUGUCCAAGAAGCUCGUAGUUCGCUGGGCUCAUGCACAGGUAAAGAGGUUUGACCAGUACAGAGGUGACAAAGCCCUGCCUGCCAGUCUUGAACCCUCAUCCAGCGUGGAAGAGAUGCCCACUACCCUGAGUGUGAACGCCAAGAUUCGCGCCAUCGAGGCUAAGCUGCAGAUGAUGGAGGAGAACCCAGAUGAAGAAUAUUCAGGCCCAUCCGUGUACCUCUACAACAAGCCCCCUGAAAAGAAGCGCUCUGUCCCCUAUGGCAAGUAUGGCCGCAAGUUCCGGCGAUGACACCACCCCCUGAGAGGCCCGCAACAGAGGUGAAAAGACGCUGUCCUCCACAGAGGUCCUCCAAACCACAGGACUGAAUACAUAAAGUGCUUAUAUGGAAAAACUGUUUUCUUUUCUGUUGUCAAAUUACAAUACAUGGAGCUGGGGAGGAAUGAGUCAGGGCCCCAGUUGGGCUGAUGAUGAGCUGGCUCUGAUUCUGAUUGAAUAUAUUUGCUAGUUGCGUAAGGUCAACCAAGCUAAUCAAAAGCUUGAUGAAACAGAUGUAAUCCAGUUGACUUUUUUGUAACUGAAAUGUUGCUAGUUUGAUUCCCUGCUGGGGCACUGCUGUUGUACCCUUGGGC